CCAACGCAAUCCAUGGAGAGCUAGAGCCUCCCUUUUAAGUUGCGCGGCACUUGUCAUGCGCGUCCACAUCCCGGCCUAGCUAGUAGAUAGCUAGCUCCUCUACAACGACAAACCCAUUCUUCGAUCACCACGGCGACAAGAUCCCAUUUAUACGCACAACGAGGGAUCGAUGCCUUGCUUGGCGCACGACUACCACCCCAGCAGGCUCCCAGCAGCCACUGCUAAUCACUGCAAGUCCCUCUCGUCCCUCGUCAGGGAGGCCUACGCGCACUGCCAUGUCCCCUGCGUCCGGAUCCCCGGCGCCGCCGGGUGGAGCUCCGGCGAGGACACCGACGACGACGACGACGACGCGCUUGACACGAAGCAGGUGGUACUGAACGAGAUGAGGAACCGGGAGAUGAAGCGGCGCUCAUCAAGGUCCAGCGUGGAGUAUUACUCCCCGACGACUCUCUCCAGCGCCUUCAUCUGGUCCUUCACUCCGCUCGAUGCAAGAAGCGUCCUCCUCGAGAAGCUCUCGAGCCCCGAGAAGAACUGCAUCGUGGUGGAGGAGGAAGGGGAGAAGAAGAAGGAGGAGGAGGAGGAGGGAGAGAUGGAUCAGGCGGACGACGAUGGCGUCGAGAGCGAGGCGUACUUCUCGGUGAAGAGCUUCUUCACGCGCAGCACGAGCAGGGCGGCGACCGUGGCGUCGUCGGCGGCGGACGUGGACCACCCGUCGCCGGCGGCGUGGGAGGGGCUGCGGAACUGCGAUGGGUGGCCGUUCGGGCUCUGCCGCCGCCCCGCCGUGCCGCCGCUGCCCAACACGCCGGCCGACUCGUGGAAAUGGCGCAACCGGAGCAGCAGCGCAACAGCCUCGCCGCGCGGCCGGCCUGACCGGAGCCCGGCUCCUGCCUGCGGUUACAAGGUCGCUACCACUGGUUAACCCACCGGGCCGGCGUCACCAUUAAUCAGGAAGAACCUUGCACACAAUGAACCGUCCACUGUGGCAGAUACCGCUGAGAUGUGACGACGAUGUUGGCAUGUUUUCAGGUAUAGUUGAGGAGAUGAUUUGGGAGUGCUUCUUGUGAUCUUGUUGUUGUAUCUCCGUGGAAGUAUCUGUAUUUAAUUUCCAGGUGUCCGAGCAACUAAUAGUGAUAUCAAUAACUACUCAGGUGUAAUUUGAGAUUUCAGAGCAGCAUGAAUGGCUCUGUUUCCAUUUCUUUUUGGAGUCCCUU
Molecule: messenger RNA, 1211 nt
Organism: Brachypodium distachyon (stiff brome)
Lineage: Eukaryota; Viridiplantae; Streptophyta; Magnoliopsida; Poales; Poaceae
Exons: 3
Coding region: 170-919 (249 amino acids)
Source: RefSeq, a predicted model, not a curated record